AAAAACUAGCUAGCCACUUCUCUUCUCUAAUAUGUAUAUAUAUAUAACCAUGAAAACUUAAUGAAGGUUUUAAAGAAGAAGAAGAAGAAGAAGAAGAAGAAGAGAUGAUGAUGUUGGAUAGAAGAUACAUAGAUAUAGUUUUGGUUCCUUCAGGGCUUGUUAUCAUGUUUGGGUACCAUCUAUUUCUUCUCUAUAGAAUUCUCAAGCUUCCUCACACCACUGUAGUUGGUUAUGAGAACCAUAACAAGCUUGCCUGGGUUGAGAGAAUGAUGCAGGCAACACCAGAUGAAACAGGAAUAGCAUUACAAGUGAUAUCAAGCAGUCUAUCAGCAUCAACAAAUCUAGCAUCACUUUCCAUUGCCUUGAGCUCUCUCAUCGGCACUUGGAUAGGCAGCACCACAAAAGUCUUCAUGUCAGAAGUAAUCUAUGGUGACACCUCAACUGCAACAGCCUCAGUAAAAUACAUUUCCCUCAUCAUUUGUUUCUUAGCUGCAUUCACAUGCUUCAUCCACUCAGCCAGAUACUUUGUUCAUGCCACCUUUCUUCUCAGUACUCUCAACUCUAAUGUACCAGUUGAGUAUGUUCAAACUGCUGUCAUUAGGGGUGGUAAUUUUUGGGCUAUGGGCCUUAGAGCACUCUACUUUGCCACCACAUUGUUGUUGUGGAUCUUUGGUCCUAUUCCUAUGUUCAUUUGCUCGGUGUUUAUGGUUGUUAUACUUGCCUUUCUUGAUACCAACUCAACUCCUUUGCACCGGUUUAGCUUCUCUUCUUCUUCUCCAUCUUUGAACCAAAGGUUGAAGAAGAUUCAUGGUGCUUUUGGUGAUCUAAGUGACAUCCACAAGCACCCUUUGUACACUGUUAACACUUCUCCAUUCAUUAGUUUAGCUUGAGGUUUUAGUUAA
Dioscorea cayenensis subsp. rotundata (Guinea yam) is the source of this 902-nucleotide messenger RNA. RefSeq lists its product as uncharacterized. The record is from RefSeq and is a predicted model, not a curated record. Bases 105 to 890 code for a protein of 261 amino acids. NCBI's taxonomy places the organism in Eukaryota, Viridiplantae, Streptophyta, Magnoliopsida, Dioscoreales, Dioscoreaceae. The transcript has 2 exons.